Messenger RNA from Acanthopagrus latus (yellowfin seabream), 5296 nucleotides. It is a transcript of the gene urp2, whose product is annotated as urotensin II-related peptide. Bases 3902 to 4552 code for a protein of 216 amino acids. Lineage: Eukaryota; Metazoa; Chordata; Actinopteri; Spariformes; Sparidae. Gene Ontology annotation, cellular component: extracellular region. The transcript is spliced from 7 exons. Gene Ontology annotation, molecular function: hormone activity. Gene Ontology annotation, biological process: regulation of blood pressure; blood vessel diameter maintenance. The record is from RefSeq and is a predicted model, not a curated record.
UCGUGUCAAACAAUCACAUGUUUCUUAAAUUUGGAAAAUGAAUAUCAUGUCUGGUUUACUGUAAUAUAUUAACCGUAACCAUACAAAUGUUCAUGGCAUUUUACAAUUGACAUUAAACAUAUCACAUUCCUAGCGUUAAAACUAUGAUAAGCUUACCUUAUGAUCUUUUUUUUUUCUUCUUUUUUUUUAAAAUCUACAGUGAAUUGGUUAAUGAUAUUUAGGAAAUCAAUGCAAACAAAACAACACUCAAAAUUCCAGAUGUUAAUGUAUGUUCUAUUUGUCUAUGUGGUCAGUAGCUAACUAAAAGUAUGUCGUAUGUAACUAUUUUUUUGUUAUAUUUGCUCAAAUUGGCAUUAUGAUCUGACAGUAGAAUAACAUACAGGUCAGUUGUCUGUGGCUCCACCCAGUGGCUGUAAUUUGGUUCGUAAGAAUCCACCUCUCCAGGAUCAACACAACCAAUCAGAGCCAAGGCGAGUGUCUGAGAGGUGUCAAUCAUUCUCGUGCACGCAGCUGGCAGCCCCACUCUCUCAUGCAGCACCUACUGGCCAGUGCCCCUCACCUGUACAGGCGCAGUGCCUGCUCUCACCUGGUCGAGCAAUAGAGCUGAAGAAUGCCCCACCAUUGCCCAUGCCAAAGAGAAGAAAUAAGAAGACUGAUGAAGAAAAGUGGUGUUAAAAGAAAGAACUGGACUGAACCAGAGACAAAACAAGGAUAAAUAUUGGAGCAUCUUUUCAGAGGUGGAGGGAGCAGCGGGAUUUCUAAGGACUCAAGUACUACGCAGAGUUGGCUGCCAUUGCAGGACAGGUUUCCGAGCGACCCCCGCUCAGGUGGAUCAGGUGACCUGCAGUGGAUGCUGAGCGGGCCCCUUCAGGACAGAGGGCAGAUGAGGACUGGCUUGGGAAACAGACCAGCGGACGUCCUACUGUAUGUCCUGGGAGAGCGCAGCGGGACGCCGCUCACCCGCUGACCUCUGACCCCUCCCAGACACAACACGACCUCCAGCUGCAGCUUCCUGGGUCACGCGGGGUCAGACACCGACGCACCGACGGGGGGGCUUCUCUGAGGUCAUUUAAAGAGGAACACUGCCCUCUGGAGGAGACUCAGUGGGGAAAGACAGACGUGCACUCUGCUAUUGUUUUACCUUCAUGCUCACUGUUUGCAGAAUUUCGCUAAGGUGGGUAGAACAUGUUGGCCUCAGGGAACUGGACUGGAUUCUGUCCUACAGCCUCCUCUGAGUGGCUCCGUUCUGUUCAACAGGAAAUGAAACUCCUCCUUUUGAGUUUUUUUUAAGAUGGAAAAUGGUAAAUGGAGCACAUUGUGAACUAGCAGAGAGAAAACAAAUCUACUAAUAGGAGGAAAAAGUGAGAGAAAACAGGAAUUACUGGACCACAGACUGUGAUCCUUAUCACCCUGCAUCAGUGGACCUGGAGACCAGAAGGGUGGAGGCUGUUGUAGCAGCACAUGAAUGCCAAACAGAGAAGAGAACGCGGCUGGUUGGAAGGGAAACAACCACAAAUAUGUUGACCAUACUGGAAUGACUAAUGAAAGCUGAGUGUUUGCUCGUGCUGACCUUUCCUUUCUGUCUCUGUCUGGAUGAACUGGAGUGAUGGAGGCAGGUGUAACGUUUGCAGGGGUCGUGAUCAAGAGAUGAGAAACACAGAAUUUAGUUACCCAACCAAGAAGUUGCCGUUUUACCUGUUACGAAGACUGUCCUUUGUAUCUGGACCCCUGAAGAUUUUGUAUUCAGCUUCAGAUGUUUCUGCACCUUCAGUCAGUCACUCGUGGAUAAAAAACAGUGUCACACAUAUCCUCCCGUGCUCAGCCAGGGAAAGAAAGGUGUGUAAAUGUCUGUUCGACUUGCAAAUGACCUGAAAAUGAAACAGUGAUAACGCCAAAGGCAGCUUCUUCACGGAACAAUGUUAGCUGAAAAGCCGGUAAUGCAACACACUGUGACACCAAUUGACACAGUGUAAAAUAUGAUAAUUUCGCUUAUUUGAUUGUUAUCUACGCAUUUUGUAUUGUGUAAAUGAAUACAUGUUGUUUGCAAUUUGCAGGUAGUCCAUGUAACUGCAUGUUAAGUAACUUUGACUGAUAUUUCAAAGCCUUGAAAAAUAAAACCAAAGCUACCUGCAUGACUACAAGCCACCAGUGGAGGGUGAGGAAAUGUGUAUUGUUUUGACGUUACCUCACCUGAUGAUACUGCAAAAAUGUUGUUUUAUCCUGCAGAUUCUAAGAAUCUUAAGGAGGAAAUACACAGCUGCAUUGUAUGAAGAAGCAAAAUGAGGAACGAGAUAAAUAAAAGGAAGAAGAAGAAGAAGAAGUGGGAUGUGUAAACACAGAGAGGCAGACAGACUGGAGGUUUCUAGAUCAGACAAGAUGGAUGAGCUGGAAGAGAGAAUAAAAUGCUUCUUCUUUCUUUCCCUCAAACUUUUUCACUUCUCGCCGCUCUGCCGUCAAAGCUUUGCAGACAGACAGAGGGCAGUAAUGAAUGAGUGGAUGUUCUUCAGCUAAAUUCUCUUCGCCCAGCAACUGACUGACACGCACACACACACACAAACACACACACACCUCAUAUCAUUCCUACGGUGUUCAGCAUUUUGUCCCCUGUACCUCUCCUUCACCCCGACUCCCAGAUUCAUUCAUCUUUGUUUCAUCCCUCCAUCGCACUGGGUGUUUGGGGGGGAGCUGUGGCGGUCAUUGGCGAGGUGUCGUCCCACCGUCACUCGGUCAACUUCCUGUCUGAGGGAUUAGUCGUCACAAUGCAGGACAAAGGAAAAGGCGAAAAGCGUCUCUUGGUCUUUUGUCAUUCGUACACGACGUCUCAGCCUUUCUGUGCCCUUUGAUGUGCAUCCCACGCUUCUUUUUACAAUCUGUGUGUGUGUGUCGUCCACCCUUUCUUCCAAGUUCAGACUGACCCCAAAUUUGUGUGUGUGUGUGUGUGUGUGUGUUUACAUGAGUUUGCCAUGUCGUUUUCUGUAUUUGCAUGUUGUGUUUGCGAGCUUUGUGUGUGUGUGUGUGUGCAGUCAUUGCGGCUCCAGGCCCUCAUGCGUCAGAGGGCCUUUCUCUCCCUGUGGCCCCUGAGCAAACAUAUUAAGAACUACCUUAUCACUGCUUAUACAGCCAGGGCCACACACACAACACACAAAUGUUAAAUACAAUCACACACCGCAUUCACAAAAAGAUAGCUUUGACUCCAAGCACACAAAGCUCGCCGCCAAACUCCCCAAAUGUCACCGAUCCAUCGAGGAGGAAGGGGCGGGGCUAGAGAGCCGCACUCAGGUAUUGGUCGAAGCUGAGCCAUCAGUCAGACGGUCCAGGGCAAACUUGGGUUUAUAAGGGCGAGAUUGCUCGGGAUCGUUAGGAAAAGGACCGCACCGACAAACUGUUGACAAGCCUUCUUCAAGAGGCGCAUCCAUGGAAAAUGAACGGAGUGACUAGCUUUGUUAUAUUGAUCAGAAGAAAGAUAUUUUACUGUAUAUUUGUAGGUAAGAGGUAGAGCUGAAGUAGACGAACACCAACGUUUGGUUGAAAAACAAGAAAAGUUCAAACAUUUCUUGACCCAUCACUGAAAAAGGUUUUCUGGAAUCAACAGAACUUCAGAGGACAAGUAACUAAAUAUCCAAAGGAGCGGAAACAAGAAGAACAAGGUAUCUCAAACAAACUGAUCUGAUCUGAAAUCACCUUAUUAAACUUUUUAAUCAUCUUCUCUGAUGUCUAAACCAUCUGAGACACAUCCAACAGAAAGACAGAGGAAUGAGUUGAUGACAAGGAACAACACAGUUUGAGAACCUGUCGUCCUCCUGGAACGAAAACCUGACAAAACUUUGGAAGAAAGUCAACAAUAGCUUCAAUUGAUAGAAAAUAACUUCCUAUACUUUUCAACCGCUCAGUAACAGCCGCCAUGCUUAACAGUGCAGCACUAACAUCUGUGAUGAGGGUAGCCUUGAUGAUGCUGAUGAUUCUUGGGACAGGAGUGGAGGCAGCACCCACCGAGAGAGCUUUUGUGAAAACUCCACAUCCUCUUCCUGGUCUCACUCAAGCAACAGCUGUUCCACAGAAGCCUUCAGCACUGAAUCCAAGUCAGUACCUGAAAUACUGGCUCCUGAGAACCAAAGCAGCCAGAGUGGAUGGGACAACAAGAAUCACUGACAGAACCACUACUGGGACUAUUACGGCGGGUACUAGGGCAGGGCGACCCAGGACCAGCACUGGGACGGCCAGCCCGGAUAAACGAGCCCAGAUGCUGAAGAUGAUCUCAGCCCUGGAGGAGCUGCACAGGACAUUUAACAGCACACUGAGCUCACGGAUCACCAUCAUGUCACGAGCAAAUGGCAGAAAUUCAGGAAGAAAAAACAAAGUGCCUCCAGCUGCCGAUGGCGGAGUGAAGCUCACCACUGCAGCCCCGGCAGCAGUCAACAGCACCGCGUCCAGAGCGAGUGCAGAUGACAUCGUGCCCAGUCUGACUGGUCGAAACUUCAAGAAGUCCCUCCCUCCGCAGGCCAAGAAGACCAACAAAAGAGUGUGUUUCUGGAAGUACUGCUCCCAGAACUGAUUCUCAACCACUGCUGACCUGUCCAGCUCUAGUCUCCCUCCACCCUCUCCCACCUUUUCUUCUUCCUUACCCAUCCAUCGAUUAUCUUCUCCCUUCCAUCCAUCCAGACUACAUUUACAUUUACAUGACUUGGCCAAGACAGAGCCAAGCUGUGGAAAUGUCUUCUUGUUGUUACAGACACUUGUUAAUGGUCAGUGACAACAGCGGUUGUUCGCCCCCCUUUAAAACCACAAAUUGUCAUUUUUACAGUUUGGUUUUAGCCAUUUGGUGGAUUUUGUUAGCUUCGGACAGAGCUAGGCCAGCUCUUUUUCCCCUGUCUACAGUCUUUAUGCUAAGCAAAGCUAACUAGCUGAUGGCUAUAGUUUCAUAUUAACUGAAGAAGAUGAUAAAUGUUAAUCGAAAUGAACCAGAAGCUCUGAACCCUGGUUUCAUCCACCCAUCCAUCCCUCCAUCCAGUCUCCCUCCCUCUCAUCUGGCUCCUCUCUGACCUCUGAGUGCUAGGAGACUGUUGCUGUGACAUCGGGAAGCCCCGCACCUCCCCCCGACACCGGCGCCAGCCUCAACUCGGACCUUUUUAUUCACUCAUUAAUUAACAAGACUGACCAAUCAAAGAUGACGAUGUGUGCUCGUGGCAGAGCGCAUGAACAAAACCCCUUAACACUUUAUUCUCCUUGUAAGACAGACACACGUUGUUUUAAUGUGUGCACCGACUUGAAAAUAAAGUUGAGCAUGGCGAAAGCCAAC